This is a messenger RNA of Exophiala aquamarina CBS 119918, 1692 nucleotides long. Its product is annotated as aromatic-L-amino-acid decarboxylase. NCBI's taxonomy places the organism in Eukaryota, Fungi, Ascomycota, Eurotiomycetes, Chaetothyriales, Herpotrichiellaceae. Bases 1 to 1692 code for a protein of 563 amino acids. The transcript has 2 exons. The record is from RefSeq and is a predicted model, not a curated record. Gene Ontology annotation, biological process: amino acid metabolic process. Gene Ontology annotation, molecular function: carboxy-lyase activity; pyridoxal phosphate binding.
AUGGACGCAGACGAAUUCAGAAAAGCAGCGCACGCCGCGAUUGAAGAGAUUCGAGUAUAUCAUUUUGGGAUUGAAAAGAGUUCUCCAAGAAAGAAACCCCUGACUAAUCUGACAUGUCGCGCAGUCAUUGCCUACAAUCAGAAUAUCGAGAACUACCCAGUUCUUCCGACCAUCAAACCAGGCUUCCUUGCACCGCAACUCCCAAAAUCAGCACCAGAGGAACCACAGCCAUGGACGGCGAUUCAACCGGACAUCGCGUCCAAGAUUGUCCCAGGGCUCACGCACUGGCAGUCCCCUAAUUUCAUGGCCUUCUUCCCCGCAGGCGUGACGUACCCGAGUAUGCUGGGUGAGAUAUACUCUGCAGCAUUCACCGCACCGGCCUUCAACUGGCUUUGCUCGCCGGCGUGCACUGAGCUGGAGACCGUCGUGAUGGACUGGCUUGCUCAGGCGUUUGAUCUGCCCAAGGCGUUUCUCAGCACCAGUCCCAACGGCGGUGGUGGGACCAUCCAGGGCUCUGCGUCGGAGGCCAUUGUGACUUGUAUGGUCGCUGCACGUGAGAGGUAUCUACACGCAAGAUGCGACGCGGAAGGUCUUGCCCCAGAAUCUAAGGAGAGGGAGAAUCGCAUCACCUCCCUGCGCGGCAGACUGGUGGCUUUGAGUUCCGAUCAAGCACAUAGCUCGACCCAGAAAGGCGCUUUGAUAGCCGGGACACGGUAUCGCUCGAUCCCGACCAAGUUUGAAAACGAGCUCUCCUUACAGGCCCCGGACCUCGAAGCCGCCCUCAAACAGUGUCAGGAGGACGGCCUGGAACCCUACUACAUCACACUGACUCUCGGCACUACGUCGACGUGCGCGGUCGACGACUUUGAAAGGCUCGCAUCGGUGCUGAAGAAAUCCAACCCCAACGUCUGGAUCCACGUGGACGCCGCAUACGCAGGAGCGGCGCUUGUAUGCCCCGAGUUCUCCUCCCAAUAUUCAGCAUCCAUGAUCCAUGUCGACUCGUUCAACAUGAACAUGCACAAAUGGCUGCUCGUCAACUUCGACGCCUCGUGUCUGUUCGUCCAAAACCGGAGCCAUCUCACGAGGGCUCUGUCGAUUUCUGCUGCCUAUUACGUCAACAAGCACAGCGACAGCGGCCUCGUGACCGACUACCGUGACUGGCAGAUCCCACUGGGCAGGAGAUUCCGCGCCCUCAAGAUCUGGUUCGUGAUGCGGAGCUACGGUAUCAGUGGGCUACAGGCACAUAUCCGCAACAGCGUGAGGAUCGGCGGGGUCUUCGUGGACCUGGUGCGGUCGCGCAGUGAUCUCUACGAGAUUGUCGCAACACCGCGUUUUGCAUUGACCUGUUUCAGGGUCAAACCGGAAGUUGUGGCGGCGUUGCAAGGCGUGCAUAGGACGGGCGAGACAGGCGAGGACUUCGAGCCCAUGGUCGCGGCGGUUCAGCAGAAGGAAAGAAACGCCAACCAAAUCACCACCAGGAUCGGCGAUCUGAUCAAUGAGCGUGGUGAGAUCUUCUUGACCUGCUCCAGUACCGGGGGCAAAUCUUUCAUACGGGUCGUCAGUGGGAAUCCCAAUGCGGAGGAGAAGUAUAUACGGGCGGCAUUUGACAUCAUCGUUCGGACGACGGAAGAGGUGCUCGAGGCGAACAGAAGUGGAGAGGCGAAGGGCACCCAGAACGGUUAUGCGAAUUGA